Molecule: messenger RNA, 356 nt
Organism: Trifolium pratense (red clover)
Lineage: Eukaryota; Viridiplantae; Streptophyta; Magnoliopsida; Fabales; Fabaceae
Product: heavy metal-associated isoprenylated plant protein 46-like
Exons: 3
Coding region: 1-354 (117 amino acids)
Molecular function (GO): metal ion binding
Source: RefSeq, a predicted model, not a curated record
AUGACCAAGCAAAAGAUAGUGAUCAAGGUGACUAUGAACAACGAAAAAUUUAGGUCCAAAGCCAUGACAAUUGUAGUUGGAGUCUCGGGAGUGGAAGGUGCAACAAUAGAAGGAGAUAGCAAGGAUGAAUUAGAAGUAACCGGAGAAGGAGUGGACUCAGUUAGACUCACAUCUCUUCUAAGAAAGAAAUUUGGUCAUGCUGAAUUGGUGAGUGUUGGUGAUGUGGGAAAGCCAGAGGAAAAGAAAGAUGAAGAAAUUGUGACAUGGCCUUAUACUUAUAGUGUUCCUCAUUACCCUGUCUAUCAGAUAAGGAACUCAUAUCAAUACGAGGACCCUUCUUGUUCCAUCAUGUGAAU